This is a messenger RNA of Octopus sinensis (East Asian common octopus), 939 nucleotides long. RefSeq names its product E3 ubiquitin-protein ligase RFWD3-like. NCBI's taxonomy places the organism in Eukaryota, Metazoa, Mollusca, Cephalopoda, Octopoda, Octopodidae. Gene Ontology annotation, molecular function: protein binding; ubiquitin protein ligase activity. The transcript has a single exon. Gene Ontology annotation, biological process: interstrand cross-link repair; protein ubiquitination. Gene Ontology annotation, cellular component: nucleus. The record is from RefSeq and is a predicted model, not a curated record. The coding region runs from base 1 to 939 and encodes 312 amino acids.
AUGACCCACUCCCACGACGAUUUGGUUGUGUCCCGUCGGUCUUCCAGUCGCCAAACCGUCAAUUUUGCCGGGUUUGGAGUGAGGGUUUUCAAAAAACAUGACUUUGGGAGAGUGCAGGAUGUCCACCUCCAUGGGGGAGUCAUUCGAGAUUUGGCAAUUUCUGAGACUUGCCCAAAUCUGCUGCUUUCAGUGGGAUUCGACAAAUGUGCUAAAAUAACAGACGUGCACAAUUCGUGUGUGCUUUUCAAUUUUUCUCUCCCCACUGCUUUGUGGUCGUGUUGUUGGAAUUCAGUCGAGUCGUCUUAUUUUUAUGUCGGAGGGUCCUGUGGGUGUGUCGAUGUGUUUGAUAUUCGAAAUCUCACUCGUGUUUGUCAAUUUCCUGCACUCAACAACUCCCCUGUCCACACUUUGUACUCAGAUCGGAAUAGUCUGCUUGUCGGACAAACACAGUCCAUUUCAUUCUGCAUUGAGUGUAUGACAGAUCACUAUCGGCGGAUGGAAUGUCCUCUCAAUGCCAUGAUUUCCUCAAUUUCUGUGGAUGCAGAAUCACGGAAUGUUUUGGCCACCUACAGACAGUCAUCCGCCACCACCAACGUCAAUCGGCUUGAGUUGUACAAACUUGACAGUCUGAUGGAAGAGGGUGGAUACAAAGGGCCUACUCAUGCUUUCAGCAAUCCGGGGUCUGGUCCGUCCGUCCAGCGCUCUUCCGUGUUUACAAGACCUAAUUUUCCAGAUGAUGUGAUUGUGUGUGCCAGUGAUCAACAAACUCCGAAAUUGAACGUGUUUUCGACUGGUUGUCCCCAUUUUAUGAGACAAAUUCCUGUCGAUGGAGUUCCACUCGAUGUUCUUCCCUACGGAAGUUGUCCUUCUAACAAAAAUUUGUUGGCUGUUCUCAAUUCGAAAUCUCUCCAAAUAUAUCGACUAUCACAAAAAGAAUGA